UUGACUCUAAUUUUUUUUUUCAUUGUCGCGCCAUCAGACGACCCUACUCUGCAAGAGCUCACUGUGUUCGAGAGAGAUGGAGGCUCGGAUCGAGCUGGAGGAAUGGCGGGGAUCAUCGUCGGCGAAGCUCUCCAGGACGGCAGUCCUCACCGCUGAUUCCUCCUCUAUCGCUCUCACACGGUAUGGAAGCCGAUGGAGCGAGGUUCGUAGAAAGAUUCUCGAAGCGUUUGUCCCAGAGGGAUACCCAGGCAGUGUAACACCUGAUUAUCUUCCAUUUCAAGUAUGGGAUUCUUUACAGGGGCUUUCCACUUACAUACGAUCUAUGCUGUCUACACAAGCUCUUCUAAGCGCCAUUGGUGUUGGUGAGAAAUCUGCCACUGUCAUUGGAGCCACAUUUCAGUGGUUUUUGAGAGAUUUUACUGGAAUGCUUGGUGGUAUCUUAUUUACCUUCUACCAGGGCUCUAAUCUUGAUAGCAAUGCGAAGAUGUGGCGGUUAGUUGCUGAUUUUAUGAAUGAUUUAGGGAUGUUGAUGGAUCUUGUAUCUCCUUUGUUUCCAUCAGCUUUGAUUGCAAUAGUAUGCUUUGGGAGUUUGUCAAGAUCUUUCACUGGUGUUGCUAGUGGAGCCACUAGAGCAGCAUUAACACAACACUUCUCACUUGAGAACAAUGCAGCAGAUAUUUCUGCAAAGGAGGGCAGUCAAGAGACACUUGCAACAAUGAUGGGUAUGGCAUUUGGAAUGCUUCUUGCUCAUGUUACACGAGGGCAUCCUCUUGCAGUCUGGAUAUCAUUUCUAUUGCUUACAGUGUUUCAUAUGUAUGCAAAUUAUAAAGCUGUUCGCUGUCUCUCUCUGAAGACGCUAAAUAAUGAAAGGAGCUCCCUCCUUCUGCAGUGCUUCAUGGAAACUGGUCAAGUCCUGUCUCCGCAGCAGGUUUCAAGCAUGGAGCAUGUCUUCCCCGCUUGGUUUUGGUCAUGGAGCUCAAGUCAUACUGCUACACUGUACAGGCACAUAACCUUAGGUGUUAAGGUGUCAAGUUUAAAGCAUUCUGAUGCAAUGGAGCUUGCAGGAUCAGCAAGUUUACACUACAAGAAAGUUAAUUAUUUGUUACUGGAAAGAGAUGGACAUAUUCAAGUAAUCAUUCACAAGCAAUCAACACCACAAGAUAUAUUACAGUCUUUCAUUCAUGCACUUGUCAUACUAAAACUCUUGGACAAAGCCAAGGCUGUGCACAUUGAGAGCAGACAAUGGAUGGAUAAUAACUAUACUGUUUUCCUUGCAAAGCUGCGUUCUGCUGGAUGGUCGACAGAGCGCCUUCUCUCGCAUUCCAUUGUUUGGAGAGCGCAUUGGGUUCAUGAUUUCUCCGACGAUAAGAUUAACUAGAUAUACAACACUUUCACUGAAGUUGUGGAUUCAUGUGGAAAUCAUCAGACAGACUUAAGAAAUGGGUAAUUUGUUCAACUCUAUAAUAAUAUGAUUCUUUAUUAUGAGCUUAUGUGUUUUUGUUAGAUUAUUUAAAUUCGACUUUGAGAUUAGUUUUAUCUUAAUUAUUUGAGUUUCAAAUGGAUGAAGAAUUUAUUUUAGGGGAAUAUGAACAUUGUUAUCUAUAUUUACAAUUGUUACUAUGAUUAUUGUCCAAUUUGGGUGUGUUUAGAAUAAAAUAAAAUAAGGGGAAAAAACAAGUGGAAAAAAUUGGGAGAUAACAUGGAAAUAUUCUAGCUUCAUUUAGGAAUGGCAA
Messenger RNA from Dioscorea cayenensis subsp. rotundata (Guinea yam), 1733 nucleotides. Its product is annotated as protein root UVB sensitive 3. Lineage: Eukaryota; Viridiplantae; Streptophyta; Magnoliopsida; Dioscoreales; Dioscoreaceae. The transcript is spliced from 16 exons. The coding region runs from base 77 to 1378 and encodes 433 amino acids. The record is from RefSeq and is a predicted model, not a curated record.